Molecule: messenger RNA, 1818 nt
Organism: Verruconis gallopava
Lineage: Eukaryota; Fungi; Ascomycota; Dothideomycetes; Venturiales; Sympoventuriaceae
Exons: 2
Coding region: 92-1579 (495 amino acids)
Biological process (GO): mitotic DNA damage checkpoint signaling; protein phosphorylation
Cellular component (GO): nucleus
Molecular function (GO): ATP binding; protein serine/threonine kinase activity
Source: RefSeq, a predicted model, not a curated record
CGUAAGUGCCAGCAACACGACAAUCACCACAGCCACCAAUUUCGCUGCGACCUCUAUCCGAAAUUUACCUGCCGUGCCAUCACCAUCUUACAUGGAGAGCCCGUCGCGCCCGUCUGCGCCUGCGUCCUCUUUCGAAGCCUUUUAUAGACAGUCACAGUCACAAUCUCAUUCGCCGAUACGCGCGACUCUCGAAAUGCGUGGCACGCGACUUCGUCAGCAGGCGCCACUGGAGAUACAUGAAGAUCCUCAACAACCAUCAGCCGAGGACGAAAAUGAUACUGUCAUGGAAGAGAGCAGAGAGGUUCUUGAGGAAAGCGGAUGCACGCAAGACGACAGCGAGGACGAGGACAUUGACGACUCUGUGCUUCAAGAUAUUGAGCAAUUCCAGAGGUCUUUCAAGGACAUUGGAAAGAAUUACAGACUUAUCAACCGCAUAGGAGAAGGAACAUUCUCGACCGUUUACAAGGCAGAGGAUCUUCAAUACGACCAGUUCAAAAACGACUGGGAUAUUGACGAGAAGGAACGCUUGAAAUGGCAGUCCCCGUCGCGGAGAGGUCAUCGACCAAGGCCGAAGCGAAGUCGGUAUGUCGCAAUUAAAAAGAUUUACGUCACAAGCAGCCCAAUCCGUAUCCUCAACGAGCUCGAAUUGCUACACGAUCUAAGGGAUUCUGAUUCUGUCUGUCCGCUUAUUACUGCAUUUCGCCAUCAAGACCAAGUGGUAGCCAUUCUACCGUACUUCCAGCAUCGCGACUUCCGGGAGUACUUCCGAGACUUUACCGUUGGUGAAAUGCGACAAUACUUUAAGAGUUUGUUCACUGCUCUGAAAGCUGUCCACAAAGCUGAUAUAAUCCACCGUGACAUCAAGCCUACUAAUUUUCUCUACAAUCCUGCGCAAGCACGAGGUGUCCUUGUGGACUUCGGCCUCGCUGAACGACAAGGAGUCGACUGGCAGGAGUGCCCGUGUAGCUGGACUCCUGAAGAGCGAUUAUACCGGCAUGAGAAUAGUCUUGCUGUUGAAAUGGCUUGCGAUCGUGGGAGUAAUGGUCCUGCUUUAUAUCCAAGAAACGACACUCGUCCUUCAAGACGUGCUAAUCGUGCUGGAACAAGAGGCUUUCGCGCUCCAGAAGUCCUUUUGAAAUGCACAAUGCAAACCUGCAGUAUCGAUAUCUGGUCCGCAGGUGUGAUUCUUCUCACCCUCCUUGCGCGUCGCUUUCCUUUUUUCCACAGUGCAGAUGACAUAGACGCUUUGCUCGAGCUGACAAACAUCCUGGGAAAAAAGAAGAUGGAGGAGACCGCAUACCUGCACGGACAGAUCUUCGAGACAAACAUCCCGUCCUACAGCGAUAAGGGACAUAGUUUUGAAAAAAUCAUAUUAUGGUCUACAAACCGCUCGCAAAAGGAUAAAAACGGCAACCGCACACAGGGUCUGAAAGCAGACGAGAAAGAGGCUGUGGCCUUUCUUGAGCGCUGCAUGGAGUGUGAUCCAAGCAAGAGGAUAACGGCCGAUGAAGCUUUGAGACAUCCUUUCAUUGCUAACGCAGGCAUUGGCGAUGGCGAUGAGGACAUCGAUCUCCUCUGAUUCGUAGAUCAAGCGUAGCUACGGAUUUUGCGUCAACGCAAUUUUAAGCAUUUGGAGUAUUAUACCCGCAUUUGGGCGGCGAAGGAAUAUUGGUUUCUGGAAGGCAUUUUGAACAUCAUGAAUUUCGGUCUUGUCUAAACCUGCAUGUUAGCAUAUCGAACUGCUGUUUAUUUGGUCUAGACACAACUGCUAGGCACGUAGACGAAUUGAAACUUGAGUUUCGAAAUCUGGUGUUCAGG